AUGGAUCACAUGCUGGUGCUGCCUCCUCCGUCGCAGUCCCCGACACCCUCGCAGCUAAAAUCACAAGACGCAAGUGCCGCUGCCUCCUAUCCGGACUACGAGCGCCGCUCAACGCCAGCGGCGCUCCACGAACCAACUUUGACGAUGCACCCGUCCCACCUAAACAGCCUGCCGCUACCGCCCAUCUCCCAUCCAGGCGACCCAACCUCGCGAUCCUUCCCCCACCACACUGCCGAGCUGGCCCCGAUCCAGCCGCCGCACGAGAAGCCUGCCAUUGGGGCCGCGCAAACUCUGCCGUCACUCUCCUCCGUCACUGGCGCGCAGACCCCUCGCCUGCCCUCGCUGUCUGCCGCCUCAGAGUCUUCGUAUUCUCCCCUGUCUACGGCGAGCACAUCGACAGCAAUCCCCGCGACCACAAACAAGACGAUCGCUUCUCCCAGUCUCCCCAUCAAUCAUUGGCCGAGCCUGAAUCCCUUCACCACAUACUACACACCGAGCCACGUGCAGGGUUCCGAAUCGUCCAUGAACGCGGACGUGACCAGCGGCAAACCAAGUCACCACAGGGCUACCAGCGUCAGCCUCGAUGACCCGGGGGUGCGUGCCGCCGCCGAGGCUCUGGGGCGCCUGCGAACAGUGGACACCAUGCCCCACGACAGCGACGGCCGGCGCAAUCGGACUCCCGAGGCGUACCAAGUGGGCACGCCCAACUCCCAGGAGAGCUCCAGCGAGAGACAGCAGGAGCCCCUGCUGUCAUUGAUCACUACGUCUUACCCCAGCAUCGCCCCUGUUGCGUCAUAUCUAGAAAGUGCCACGUCGGUCUGCAAUACGGCCUAUACAAACUCCAAAAACUAUUCGCCCGUCCUCAGAAGGAAUGCCGAGUACAUAGAGGACCGAGUCGUGAAGCCGGUCGCCAAGACUGUAGGGAGAUAUGGCGGCCACGGGCUCAGGUGGUGGCUGCAGAAGCCGGGCAGGAAGCAGCGCUCACCGUCCGACUUGGAAGAUGGGCGACAGGGAGUGAAGCGACGGAAGGGGGACACGGACAGAGAAUCAGCCAUCGCGGCCCGCGUCAUGGCCGAUUUUGACAUAGGUUCCAAGGAUCGACGCACCUCGGUCAGCACGGUCGACACGUUGCCUGCCUAUGACGACCAGAGGUCGCCGGCCUACACCGAGAGGGCUGACGAGCAGAGGGGGCCGACCUCUCAGGAUGAAGAGUCUGGGAGCUAUAAGCUGUGGGUUACGACGUCCAGUCUCCGCGUUGCCAUGCAGGAUGAGAGCAAGAAGCGUCUCCGGGUUCUCAUCGGGGUGCUGGGCAACACCAACGGGCGGAUCACUGACUUCUUCGAGAGCCUGACCAAGGCGGUGGAGGAGUAUGAUCGCUCCAUCGCGGCAAAUCGCGAAGAUGUUGCCAUGGAUGGCCAAGACGAAUACAGUCACAAUGAGCUCUCGACACGCAUCAUGACCCUCGUUGACGGCAUAACCAAGACGAGCGCAGCGACGGUCGAUAUGGUCAACAAAUGCGCUGCGAGUGCCCUGCCAGAUAAUGUCAAGGCCUUUGUGGCUCGUCGACUGAUAAGCUUGCCCGCGCAGUGGAAGCUCAUGGCGUCGCAAGAAGGGCCGGACGCGCCCAGGGAAGGUGGCGACGAAGCAGCAGCAAUCCGUCACAGAGCACACUCGGCAUUGGCGCUGGCCAAGGUGUCUCUCCAGAUUAUGACGCAAAUCACCGAAGUCCUCAACAUGACGCUGAACGCUGUUGAGGAAUGGUGCGAGAACCAAAACAAAAACGAGAGCUCCCAGCCAUCUUCCCCAAUGGGUGUUCAGGGGCCGGUGGGCGUAGAUGGCGACGUCAAGAUGUCAGAUUGA
Molecule: messenger RNA, 1860 nt
Organism: Podospora anserina S mat+
Lineage: Eukaryota; Fungi; Ascomycota; Sordariomycetes; Sordariales; Podosporaceae
Exons: 2
Coding region: 1-1860 (619 amino acids)
Biological process (GO): regulation of transcription by RNA polymerase II; phospholipid biosynthetic process; endoplasmic reticulum unfolded protein response
Cellular component (GO): endoplasmic reticulum; nucleus
Molecular function (GO): transcription corepressor activity
Source: RefSeq, a predicted model, not a curated record